This is a messenger RNA of Thamnophis elegans (Western terrestrial garter snake), 2161 nucleotides long. It is a transcript of the gene UBE2A, whose product is annotated as ubiquitin conjugating enzyme E2 A. The record is from RefSeq and is a predicted model, not a curated record. The coding region runs from base 300 to 758 and encodes 152 amino acids. Gene Ontology annotation, molecular function: ubiquitin conjugating enzyme activity. The transcript has 6 exons. NCBI's taxonomy places the organism in Eukaryota, Metazoa, Chordata, Lepidosauria, Squamata, Natricidae. Gene Ontology annotation, biological process: DNA repair; proteasome-mediated ubiquitin-dependent protein catabolic process; protein polyubiquitination. Gene Ontology annotation, cellular component: HULC complex.
ACAUCCCCGGCGUGACUCGGCGGCUGCGCGCGUAGCGCCGCCUCCUUCUGUUUUCUCAAUUCACCCCCCUCUGCAAGGGCAGUGGUGCGGUCCGGCAUUGGCCAGCAGCCUCGGCCGGGCGCGUUGUCAAGGGCCUCCUUCCUCGCACCCACCCCCCAUUGUUGAGGCACAAGUGGAAGAGGCCGCCUCCGCUCGGAACCCAGCCGCCGCCUCUGCUGCCGCCGCCGCCGCGAGUGCCCCCCGCCCCUCUUCCCGCUAGUGUAUGAGGGAUUCAUAACCGCGAGCCGUCCCCGCCCGCCAUGUCCACGCCGGCCCGGAGGCGCCUCAUGCGGGACUUCAAGAGGCUUCAGGAGGAUCCCCCGGCCGGAGUGAGCGGAGCCCCCUCGGAGAACAACAUCAUGGUGUGGAAUGCCGUCAUCUUUGGGCCAGAGGGAACCCCGUUUGAGGAUGGAACAUUCAAGCUUACCAUAGAGUUCACGGAAGAAUAUCCAAACAAGCCUCCCACUGUCAGAUUUGUGUCUAAGAUGUUUCAUCCGAAUGUCUAUGCAGAUGGUAGUAUAUGUCUGGAUAUCCUUCAAAACCGUUGGAGCCCUACCUACGAUGUGUCAUCCAUCUUAACCUCCAUACAGUCUUUACUGGAUGAGCCUAACCCAAACAGCCCGGCAAACAGCCAAGCGGCUCAGCUAUACCAGGAGAAUAAGCGGGAAUACGAAAAGCGAGUUUCUGCCAUAGUAGAACAGAGCUGGCGUGACUGUUGACCUUGGCUGAUGCAAAUGAACACUCUGAUGAGGAAAAUAUAUGUAUGAAGUGUCUGAGUCCACCAUCACCACCACCACCACCUCCUCCUCCUCCUCCUCUUCCUCCUCCUCCUCGCAUCACUGCAUUUACUCGGAAAGCAAAACUUAGCUGCCUGUGCCGUUGCCAACUUCCCUCGCUGGAUCUUUCUUUUUUCUCUUUGGACAUCAGAAAAAAAAAAAACCCGCACCACCCACCCCUAUCCUUUCUCCCUCCGCCUUCUCCCUUGAGGUCAAAUGUACUGUACUUGGGUUACUUGUUAAAAGAAUGACUGGGGCUGGAUUUCCACUUCCUGUGGGGUUGGGGGGUGGGUGUCUACCAUCGCCAGUCUUAGGGGCAGUAUUGUGCUUUUUUUCUCCCUUCCCCUCCCCCCUUGUAGUGUACACUUAAGCUUUUAAUUGUAAUUGUGUUAUACACAGUGCCGCUUACGUGUAUCUUGAUUCAAAAGAGAGAGAACGCAAAAAAAAAAGGAUGUUUAUAUACAAUAUACAUUUUUAACUAUGACUUGAGUUGCUAAUCUGUCCGAAGCUGAUCAUUUAACCGCUGGUUUCAACGUCACGACAUCUGUGAGUAUUUUAUGGAAGAAAGGGGGGGGGGGGACACUUAUUUUUUUUCCCCCUUCACGGGGGUGCUGCUUUUCCAUUUUGCCCUCCCAAGCUUCCCUUUCAGCUGCGUGGGGGUUUGCAAAAAAUGAUUUCUAAGUCAAGCUAAGGGAGUGGGGGCGGGUGGGUAGGUGCAGAGGGCCAACCCCUGCUUUUAUGGGUCCGGGUGCAAGGUGAUUUGAUUGGCGUUACGCGUGGACGUAAACAUGGUGACAGGCUUUCCGUAGCACUUUCAAAAGGUGCUCAAAACGGCUUUUAAAGUCACGCUUUGAGUAGCGUUGUGGGGCGAGUACAGGAGUCGAGAGUUGAUGGUUAAACGGGUGUGUAAGGGCAAACUUCAAAUGCUUCCCCCUUCUAUGAUUUUUAAUUUCUACCUCUUAACUUAGGGAAAGGGGGAGGGAGAAGGAAAUGAGAUUGUUAUGGCUUUGCUCACUGUUUGGGAGAAAAGGAAGGGGGGAAAGAUUGCAAAUGCUACUGCAGCAUGUGUCUAUUCUCUGUUCCCUUCUUCCUUGCCUUCCCUCUACCUGAUUUACAGGGUUGUUUCACAGUUGGGGUUUUGUGUGCGCGCGCGUGUGUGUGUAUGUGUGUGAAGCAGAAUUUGUACUUUAAUCAGCAGUGUGGGAGGAGACCAGUCGGUGGGAUUUUGUCCGCUCUACCAGUGUCUUCUAUGUAUACAUGAACUCUGGAGUACAACUUUGCACAAGUAACCCAUGUAAGAAACUGUACAUUUUUCAAUUACUUGUAAAUAAAUGUGUAACCGAAAA